Carlito syrichta (Philippine tarsier) is the source of this 828-nucleotide messenger RNA. RefSeq names its product eukaryotic translation elongation factor 1 beta 2 (gene EEF1B2). Lineage: Eukaryota; Metazoa; Chordata; Mammalia; Primates; Tarsiidae. Gene Ontology annotation, molecular function: translation elongation factor activity; guanyl-nucleotide exchange factor activity. Gene Ontology annotation, biological process: translational elongation. Gene Ontology annotation, cellular component: eukaryotic translation elongation factor 1 complex; cytosol. The record is from RefSeq and is a predicted model, not a curated record. The coding region runs from base 107 to 784 and encodes 225 amino acids. The transcript has 6 exons.
CCGUGUCUAUAUAAGGAGUUUUCCGGGCCGUCCGCGCCCUUUUUCUUAGAGCCCGCACCCGGGCUCCCCUUCGCUCCGCGCUUCCCCGCGCUCGGACGCCGACACCAUGGGUUUCGGUGACCUAAAAAGCCUCCCCGGCCUCCAGGUGCUCAACGACUACCUGGCGGACAAGAGCUACAUCGAGGGGUAUGUGCCGUCGCAAGCGGACGUGGCGGUGUUUGAAGCGGUGUCCGGGCCACCGCCCGCCGACCUGUGUCAUGCCCUGCGCUGGUACAAUCACAUCAAGUCCUACGAGAAGGAGAAGGCCAGCUUGCCAGGAGUGAAGAAAGCUUUGGGCAAAUACGGUCCUGCUAAUGUGGAAGAUACUACAGGAAGCGGAGUUGCAGACAGCAAAGAUGAUGAUGACAUUGAUCUUUUUGGAUCUGAUGAUGAGGAGGAAAGUGAAGAAGCAAAAAGGCUCAGGGAAGAACGCCUUGCACAGUAUGAAUCCAAGAAAGCCAAAAAGCCUGCCCUUGUUGCCAAGUCUUCCAUCUUACUAGAUGUGAAGCCUUGGGAUGACGAGACAGACAUGGCGAAACUGGAAGAAUGUGUCAGGAGCAUUCAGGCAGAUGGCCUGGUUUGGGGCUCUUCUAAGCUAGUUCCAGUGGGUUAUGGAAUUAAAAAGCUUCAAAUACAGUGUGUGGUUGAAGACGACAAGGUUGGGACGGACAUGCUAGAGGAGCAGAUCACUGCUUUUGAGGACUAUGUGCAGUCCAUGGACGUGGCCGCUUUCAACAAGAUCUGAUGCCCUUCUUGGAUCCCUGGCUCCAAUAAAAGCUCAAAAGAUAA